GAACGGCUGAAGCACAAAGCCGUGGUGUGUGUGUUUGUGUGUGUUUUGCUGUGUUGUGUUGAGCAGAGGAAUGGGUGACGGACCCGGAGCCGCUCUUUCUCAGCAGACUUGAAUGUUCUGUUGCCGACAUUCAUCGGGACUCGCGUGGGCUUCAUGUCGGUUUCACCUCCAGCUCUAACUUUCCUACCGGUCACAAUGUCAGACUGGAAAGAUCCGGACAAUGUGCCAGACCCGCAGAUUAACGGGGAAUCAUACCGCAACCCCACUGAAGUGAAGAUGAGUCAAAUCGUGCUGCCCUGCCAUGCAAACCACUGUGGGGAGCUGAGUGUUGGACAGCUGCUCAAGUGGAUGGACUCCACCGCCUGCCUAUCUGCUGAAAGACAUGCAGGUUGUUCCUGUAUCACUGCUUCUGUGGAUGACAUCCAUUUUGAACACACCAUAGGGGUGGGAAAGGUUGUCAACAUCAUUGCAAAGGUCAACAGAGCCUUCACGUCAAGUAUGGAGGUGGGAAUAUUAGUGACCUGUGAAGACCUGUACACAGACAAGCAGUGGAAGGUUUGCCAUGCCUUCGCCACCUUUGUCGCCAGGCGAACCGAAGCUGGAAAGGUACAGCUGAAGCAGGUGAUGCCACACACACAAAUGGAGCAGAUGGAGUACAGCCUGGCAGCAGAGCGGAGGAGGAUGAGGCUCAUCCACGCUGAGAUCAUUACAGACCUACUGAGCAGCAGCACCGCUCAACUGGGAGAAUGCCAGGAGUAUGAGGACGCUGUGCCAGCUGAGAGGACGCGGGUGGAGAGCGUAGAGCUGGUUCUGCCUCCUCACGCCAACCACCAAGUCAGCACCUUCGGGGGCCAGAUCAUGGCUUGGAUGGAGAAUGUGGCCACAAUUGCAGCAUGCCGCUUGUGUAACGCUCACCCAACCCUGAGGACCAUAGAUAUGUUCCAUUUUCGUGGCCCGUCACACAUUGGUGACCGAUUGGUACUAAAAGCCAUUGUUAAUAAUGCCUUCAAGCACAGCAUGGAGGUGGGAGUGUGUGCAGAGGCCUACCAGGGAGGUGAACCUCUGCGUCACAUAAAUAGUGCCUUUAUGACCUUUGAGGUUCUGGACAGUGACAGGAAACCACGAACGCUGCCGCGAAUACGACCUGAGCCUGUGGAUGGAAAGAGACGUUAUCAAGAAGCCGUCGCCAGGAAGAAGAUUCGACUUGACAGGAAAUACAUAAUGUCCUGCAAGCAAACUCAGGUGCCCCUGUCAGUACCGUGGGAUCAAAGUAACCAGAUGUACCUGAGCUACAACAAUGUAUCAGCACUGAAACUAAUGGAUGCUAGAAACAACUGGGUAUUAACCUCUGAGAAAAAUAAGGUCAGACUGUACACAUCAGAGGAAAACCAGAUGCUGUGUUUUAAGGUGGAGAUGCAUGUCAGCGUCCCAGCUGAGCAGACGUUUCACCUGCUGUCAGAUCUGAGGAGGAGGAAGGAGUGGGACCAGCACUAUGAGGAGUGUGAGUUGAUCAACCAGGCAGAUGAAGAGGAUACUCUUUAUCGUGUGACUACGCCGUCUGCCAGUAAAUGGGGCAAAGGCAUGGAGUUUAUCUUACUGGCAUCUAGGAGGAAGCCAUGUGAUGCCAGGGACCCAUAUCUGAUCGCUCUUCGCUCUGUCACUUUACCCACUCACCCUCCCACUGAGGAUUACACCAGGGGAGAGGUGCUCUGUGCCGGCUUCACGAUCUGGGAAGAGUCCAGUUCUGUCACCAAGAUCACCUACUACAACCAGGCCACACCAGGAGUCCUGCCCUAUAUCUCCACAGACAUUGCCGGCCUCUCAUCCAGCUUUUACAGUGCCUUUUCUGCUUGUAGCCACUUCCUGGAAGCCAACAAAGACAGCCUGGUUGCUCUGCCGCUUUCCACUCUGCAACUGGACAGUACUACCACAGCCUCCACACAAGAGGAGUAGGUGGAGGAAUUAGUAGGAAUGCACUUUCUCCUUAAUAUCUCUUCUAGGGAAGAGCUGCUCUGAGAUUAUAAUAUUUUUACUUUUUAGAUUUUAUUUUAUACUGUGUCCAUUCAGAAAAUGAAAAAACAUUCUCUUGUAAAUUGUACACUACAGUGCAUAGAUUUAUUAGUGAUUAUUAGUGACUUUUUUUUAUUGUCAACAAGAGGUAUGAAGCAAUAGUGAACCAGUCUAAAGCUUUUUAGGCUGUAUUGCAACCAAUAUGCCACGCAUAAACAUCUGUGCAAUACUAAUUUAUGCAUCACCGAGUCAUGUUUUGGUACGUAGUUUAACAGGAUGUAAUGAUCUUGACAGAGUCCUGUUUUUUGUUAAAGCCAAGGCCAGUCUUUACAAGGUAAAAAUGAGCUGCUGCAAAGUAGCCCAUGCUGUUUAAAUCAGUCUAUUACUGUAGGAAGAUAAUGACAAAAUAUAUUUUCUACCUCCUUUUAAAACAAAUUACAAUAUAGACGAGACAAGAUGUAUAUUUAAGUGUAUGUUGAUGCUGUUUUAUGUUGACACUGUGAUGUGUAGUUGUAGAAGUUUUAGAUUAUAAUAUAUGAAGAUGUAACACUAACUGCUAAGCUGUCUGUGAUUUAACUGAAACAAUAAACAACACAAUAGACCCCCUC
Molecule: messenger RNA, 2618 nt
Organism: Sphaeramia orbicularis (orbiculate cardinalfish)
Lineage: Eukaryota; Metazoa; Chordata; Actinopteri; Kurtiformes; Apogonidae
Gene: acot11b
Product: acyl-CoA thioesterase 11b
Exons: 16
Coding region: 154-1953 (599 amino acids)
Biological process (GO): acyl-CoA metabolic process
Cellular component (GO): cytosol; cytoplasm
Molecular function (GO): lipid binding; long-chain fatty acyl-CoA hydrolase activity
Source: RefSeq, a predicted model, not a curated record